This is a messenger RNA of Astyanax mexicanus (Mexican tetra), 3736 nucleotides long. RefSeq names its product engulfment and cell motility protein 1. The record is from RefSeq and is a predicted model, not a curated record. The transcript has 7 exons. Bases 747 to 1385 code for a protein of 212 amino acids. NCBI's taxonomy places the organism in Eukaryota, Metazoa, Chordata, Actinopteri, Characiformes, Acestrorhamphidae.
ACGAAUACAGAGUGGUGCUGAUGCUGCUGUCUCCGGCUGCUGCUUCCUGCGCCGCCGCCUUUUCUUUUUCUCUUCUUUCUUUUUUUGUGUUGUGAAUUGGGGUUGAAUACGACUGAAUGAGCUCUUCUCUCAGACGGACUGACGAGAAGAAAACGCCGCUCUUUACCUCAACCCAGAGAAGGUGGCGUUCUCCACUUGAAGCCAGACCUCUCUCGUUCCUUUCUUUCCUCGCCUUCUCCCCUUCUGCCUCCAUCCCUUCCCCCAUCCUGCCUGCGCUCUCCUCCCUUCUCGCUGUGUAACCACAGCGAGGCGUUCAUUGGCUGGCGCCACAAUGGCGGCCGUCCUAUCACAGAGCAGUCCUGUGGUUCAUAUAAACAUCAGGCAGGCUGCAUGCUUAUGAAUCAGGACUGUGUCUGGAUGCCAGUGAAGAGUCACUCACUCACUCUAUCUAUCUAUCUCUCUCUCUCACUUCAUUUCUCUUUCUCCUGCUUCAGACCAUCCAUCUGCCGCUUCCUCUGCUCUCGCUGACCGUUGCAUCGCUCGGUCCAUUGGCAGCUCUACCCUCCUCGUUCCCUCUUUAAUACAUAUGUGACUGCUACCACUGAGGGGGGAGGAGGAGGAGGAGGACAUGGCUCUGACACUGGCACAUGCUGAUGCUGUAGAGACAGCUGCUCAUCCAGGCUGCAGCAUUAAGGUUUAAAACUGUGGACAGAGAUCCUAUAAACGCUCUUAUACCGAAGGUGGAGAUGAUGACCCAGGACGAGUUAAAAUCACGGCCAAUGCAGGAGCUGCGAGAGAAGCUGCAGCCGGAGGUGGCUGAGCUGAUUAAACAGCAGAGACUGAACCGGCUGUGUGAAGGCACCUGCUUCAGAAAGAUCAGCACCCGCCGCAGACAAGAUAAAUUUUGGUACUGUCGCCUUUCGCCGAACCACAAAGUGCUGCACUAUGGAGAUGUAGAGGAGUUCUCACAAGGGCAGAUACCCCACGACUCUCUGCAGGAGAAGUCAGUAGCAGAUAUCAAGGCAGUGAUAACGGGAAAGGACUGCCCUCAUGUGAAGGAGAAAGGAGCACUAAAGCAAAAUAAGGAGGUGCCAGAACUGGCUUUCUCAGUCCUGUAUGAAUCCGACGAAUAUCUGAAUUUCGUUGCUCCUGACAAACAUGAGUACUGCAUCUGGACCGACGGCCUGAAUGCACUUUUGGGGAAGGAGAUGACGAGCGAUCUCACCAAGUCAGACAUGGACACUCUGAUAACGAUGGAGAUUAAACUGCGCCUCCUGGACCUCGAGAACAUUCAGGUUCCCGAAGCCCCUCCUCCCAUCCCCAAGGAGCCAAGUAAUUAUGAGUUUGUUUACGAUUAUACUCAACACACCCAACAGCAGACUUGAGAGCAGGCUGCUGUAGGAGACCCUCACAUUUCUCUUCAUUCUUCAGUGAACUCUGGACAAGCUAGAGAAUCUCUAUCUCUGGCUUACCUGAAGGAUUUAGAAGAGAUUUUGGCUCGAACGCCACGACUGAAGCCUUUACUUCUCAAUCCUCAAUUCCCAUGUGUGAAUACUGUGUGUUUUUUUUUAAUUAUAUGUUCUGUAAAGUCUCAACUACGUUCUUUUUAAAGGGUUAUUCAAGAGUUAUUUACUGACGACAGCUGUUCUAUACGGAAACAUGGUAACUCAAACAGCGAUUUUCCACCAAAAGAACUUUUGUUGGUGGAAAUGUGCCGAACCAGUUCAAAAUUAGGUUCACAAACCAGAACAGUGCCAGUUCCACAUCGGUGGAAAAGUGCUAAAAGAUGCUCAAAUGGUGCUUUGCCUGGUUAAAAGGUUCCUCAGAUUGGUGGAAAACCAUUAAACAUUGGACUUUUAGCACAAGAAAAAAAAUACAAUUGCUGUUUGUUAAAAAUAUGGAAUGGAUUUUGGCUUGAACACAGCGACUGAAGCCUUUACUUCUCAAUCCUCAAUUCUCAUGUGUGACUGCUGUGUGAUUGUUUAGAUUUUAAAAAAUAUACAUUCUGUAAAAUCUCAACAAUGUUCUUAUAAAACGGUUAUUCAAGGGUUAUUCAAGAGAAACACGGCCACUUAAAAAGCGCUUUUCCACCAAAAGAGCUCUCAGCGAACCAGCCCACAUUUCCACCAGGUUUAGUGAAAUCAUCAUACGUCACCAACAGAGGGCACAAACAAAAAACGCCCACAGAUUUCGUUACGGUUUCGCGAUGAAGAACCUAGUAUUCUUUGGUUCUCGCUGCAGACAAACGUUCCUGGUUCCAGAACCUACUUUUGUUGGUGGAAACGCACCAAACUAGUUCAAAAUUAGGUUCGCAAACCAAAACGUCGCCGGUUCCACAUCUGUGAAAAAGUGGUAUAAGAUGCUCAAAUGGUGCUUUGCCUGGUUAAAAGGUUCUUCAGAUCGGUGGAAAAUCAUCAAUAUUGAACUUUUAGCGCCAACAAAAAAAAACUGUCCAAUUGCUGUUUGUAAAAAAAUAACUUAAAAUUUAAAAGUUUUUUUGAGUUUUAAGGCACAAAAUUUUCAAAAAUUAAGUUUCAACCAACUUUUUCAACAAAGUUGACUUAAAGUUUGGAAUUUAAGUUCUGUGAAAUGUGUAUUGAAAGUUCUGCUGACUUAAAAUAUAGUUUUGUCAAUGACACAGUUUACAUUAAUCAAAUUCAUGUAGUCUAGCACAACACUAUAUUUUUGUUAGGCUAUUUUAAUUUAGCAGGUGGGAGAUGAAAAUUGAUAUAUAUUACAUAUUAUCAUUAUUGCCAUUAUAUAAUCUUGCAGCAAUGCAAAUGUGAGCAGCCGGACCCAGUCAGCAUAUAGUCACUAUACAGCUCUAAAAAAAAAAAAAAAAAGAAAAAAAAAAUUACGAGUUUCUUUGAUUUCACCAAAUUGAAAACCUCUGGAAUACAAUUAAGAGGUUAAGAGUUAUCCAAAAGCAGUGUGUAAGAGUGGUGGAGGAGAAAAUGAUGCCAAGAUGCCUGAAAACUGUGAUUAAAAAACAGGGUUAUUCCACCAAAUAUUGAUUUCUGAACUCUUAAACUUUAUGAAUAUGAACUUGUUUUUUUUUUUUUUGCAUUAUUUGAGGUCUGAAAGUUCUGCAACUUUUUUUGUUAUUUCAGUCAUUUCUCAUUUUCUGUAAAUAAAUGCUCUAAAUGACGAUAUUUUAUUUGGAAUUUGGGAGAAAUGUUGUCUGUAGUUUAUAGAAUAAAACAACAAUGUUAAUUUUACUCAAACAUAAACCUAUAAAUAGCAAAAUCAGAGAAACUGAUUCAGAAACUGAAGUGGUCUAUUAAAUGUUUUCCAGAGCUGUAUAUCUUUACCUGAUAACCAACUGUAUAAUUUACCAGAACAUACCUCACUUACAGACCACCACACACAUCAGUGUAGAUUUAAUUCUAAACUCUAAGUCUAUUUCAAAGGCGUGUGCGCAAGGUGUAAAAAUAGACCAUUUGUCGGAGUGUAAAAUAGCAAAGAGCAGGGUGUAUGAUAGGGCCAAAAAGUUUAAUAAAAAAAAGACACAAUCCUAGCCUCAUUGACACUGAACUGUGUAUAAUGUGGUUAAUACAUUAAAUGACUUGGUCACCCAGGGUAGUAGAGCAGCUUUGAAGCUGAAAAAAAAUUAUUAAAACAAUUAUUUGCACAGCUGCAAUUUUCAGUUUUGUUAAACACUAUAAAAAAGAAUAUGUGGUGCAACUCUUUAUAAUGUUAAUGUUGUAAUUAAAAUUGUUAAUAUAUAAUAACAAAA